GUGUCCCUGCUCCGCUCCUCUCAGUGAGUGAAAGUGGCCGCCGCCGCCGCCGGCCCAGCGCCCGCAGCCGCCUCAGCGCCGCCGCCAUCUUGGGGUCCCAGGAGCCGCCGAGGGAGCGAGCUAGGAGCGUCCACGCCCAACGCAGUCACGGUCCCACGGCCUCAGAGAGCGAACCGCGGCUCCACAGUCGGCGGGGCGACCCCCCCCUCCGGACCCCGCCCGCACCCCGCCCCCCCUCCGCCGCCGUCGCGGCGGCGGGGCCCGGCGGCCCGAGCCGUGCAGUCGGAGGCCCUUGUGCAUGAAGACAGAUUUGUUCUAUGGCCUCGGAGUUGGGUGCCGGGGACGAUGGCGGCUGCACUGAGCUGGCAAAGCCCCUCUAUCUUCAGUACCUGGAGAGGGCCCUCCGGUUGGACCAUUUCUUGCGACAAACAUCAGCCAUCUUCAACAGGAAUAUUUCUAGUGAUGACAGUGAAGAUGGACUGGAUGAUAGCAAUCCCUUAUUGCCCCAGUCUGGGGAUCCCUUAAUAGAAGUUAAGGAAGAACCUCCAAAUUCAUUGCUUGGUGAAACUUCUGGAGCAGGCAAUUCUGGAAUGUUAAACACGUAUUCACUGAAUGGAGUUCUACAGUCAGAAUCAAAAUCUGACAAGGGGAAUUUAUAUAACUUCUCUAAGUUGAAGAAAAGCAGAAAAUGGCUAAAGAGCAUUCUGCUAAGUGAUGAGUCUAGUGAGGCAGAUUCUCAGAGUGAAGACGAUGAUGAUGAAGAAGAACUCAAUCUCAGCAGAGAAGAACUUCACAACAUGCUUCGACUGCAUAAAUACAAGAAACUUCACCAAAAUAAGUAUAGUAAAGACAAGGAGUUGCAGCAAUAUCAGUACUACAGUGCAGGCCUGCUCUCCACACAUGACCCUUUCUAUGAGCAACAGCGGCACCUACUUGGACCUAAAAAAAAGAAAUUCAAGGAGGAAAAGAAACUUAAAGCCAAGUUGAAAAAAGUGAAGAAAAAAAGAAGAAGAGAUGAAGAACUUUCCUCUGAAGAAUCCCCUCGUCGUCAUCACCACCAGACCAAAGUCUUUGCCAAGUUUUCUCAUGAUGCACCUCCCCCUGGCACCAAGAAAAAGCACUUAUCCAUUGAGCAGCUUAAUGCUCGUCGCAGGAAAGUAUGGCUCAGCAUUGUGAAAAAGGAACUCCCAAAGGCCAACAAGCAGAAAGCUUCAGCUCGUAACCUGUUUCUCACCAAUAGCCGGAAGCUUGCCCACCAGUGCAUGAAGGAGGUGCGUCGAGCUGCCUUGCAGGCCCAGAAAAACUGUAAGGAGACCUUGCCUCGUGCCCGCCGUCUCACCAAGGAGAUGCUUCUAUACUGGAAGAAAUAUGAGAAGGUAGAGAAGGAGCACCGCAAACGUGCAGAAAAGGAAGCUUUGGAACAGCGGAAGUUGGAUGAGGAAAUGCGGGAGGCGAAGAGGCAACAGCGAAAACUCAACUUCUUAAUCACCCAGACAGAAUUGUAUGCCCAUUUCAUGAGUCGCAAACGAGACAUCGGUCAUGAUGGUAUCCAGGAAGAAAUCCUAAGGAAACUGGAAGACAAUUCUACCCAGAGACAAAUUGACAUUGGUGGAGGAGUGGUAGUUAACAUCACACAGGAGGAUUAUGAUAGUAACCAUUUCAAAGCCCAAGCCCUGAAGAAUGCUGAAAAUGCUUACCAUAUUCACCAAGCUCGGACAAGGUCAUUUGAUGAAGAUGCAAAAGAAAGUCGAGCAGCUGCCCUACGGGCCGCAAACAAGUCUGGCACUGGGUUUGGGGAAAGUUAUAGCCUAGCAAAUCCAUCUAUCCGGGCUGGUGAGGAUAUUCCACAGCCCACAAUUUUUAAUGGCAAAUUGAAAGGUUAUCAGCUGAAAGGCAUGAAUUGGUUGGCCAAUCUCUAUGAACAGGGUAUUAAUGGCAUUCUUGCAGAUGAAAUGGGCCUUGGUAAAACAGUACAGAGCAUAGCCCUUCUGGCCCAUCUGGCUGAGAGAGAGAACAUUUGGGGACCUUUCUUAAUAAUUUCACCUGCUUCUACACUUAACAAUUGGCACCAGGAGUUUACAAGAUUUGUUCCUAAAUUUAAGGUGCUACCAUAUUGGGGAAAUCCUCAUGAUAGAAAAGUCAUCAGGAGGUUUUGGAGUCAGAAGACGCUCUACACUCAGGAUGCCCCCUUCCAUGUGGUUAUCACUAGCUACCAGCUGGUGGUGCAGGAUGUAAAGUAUUUCCAGCGGGUCAAGUGGCAAUACAUGGUACUGGAUGAGGCUCAGGCGCUGAAGAGUAGUUCCAGUGUUCGUUGGAAGAUCCUUUUACAGUUCCAGUGUCGGAAUCGGCUUCUGCUAACUGGGACCCCCAUUCAGAACACCAUGGCAGAGCUUUGGGCUCUGCUGCAUUUCAUUAUGCCAACAUUAUUUGAUUCACACGAGGAAUUUAAUGAAUGGUUUUCCAAGGACAUUGAGAGCCAUGCCGAAAACAAAUCUGCCAUUGAUGAGAGUGAGUACCAUUAUGAGCUUGCUUUCUUUCUACCUAUUGGUAUUGAGAUUCUAAUGUAUUGCCAACUGACCAGCCGACAGAAACUGUUAUAUCAAGCACUAAAGAACAAAAUUUCUAUUGAGGAUUUAUUGCAGUCUUCUAUGGGCUCUACCCAACAAGCACAGAACACCACCAGCAGCCUCAUGAAUCUGGUCAUGCAGUUUAGGAAGGUGUGUAAUCACCCAGAGUUAUUCGAACGGCAAGAAACUUGGUCUCCAUUUCAUAUUUCCCUAAAGCCAUACCAGAUUUCAAAGUUUAUCUACCGUCAUGGACAGAUCAGGGUCUUCAAUCAUUCACGAGACAGGUGGUUAAGAGUUCUUCUUUCUCCAUUUGCACCAGACCACAUCCAACAGUCUCUCUUUCACAGAAAAGGGAUUAAUGAAGAAAGCUGUUUCUCUUUCCUUCGAUUUAUUGACGUAUCUCCAGCAGAAAUGGCAAACCUCAUGCUUCAGGGACUUUUGGCCAGAUGGUUAGCUCUUUUCCUGUCUCUGAAAGCCUCCUACAGGCUCCAUCAGCUGCGCUCGUGGGGAGAGCCAAAAGGGGAGAGCCAGCAGAGAUAUCUGAGAAACAAGGAUUUCCUUCUUGGGGUUAAUUUUCCACUCUCCUAUCCCAACCUUUGCAGCUGCCCUUUGUUAAAGUCUCUUGUGUUUAGCGGCCACUGUAAAGCAGUAAGUGGCUACUCAGACCAGGUGGUCCAUCAACGGAGAUCAGCUACCUCCUCGCUUCGUUGCUGUCUGCUCACUGAGCUGCCAUCUUUUUUGUGUGUGGCCAGUCCACGAGUUACCGCAGUGCCAUUGGACUCUUACUGCAAUGACCGAAGUGCAGAAUAUGAGCGACGAAUUCUGAAGGAAGGAGGGAGUCUGGCAGCCAAGCAGUGUUUGUUGAAUGGGGCCCCUGAACUGGCUGCAGACUGGCUAAAUCGGCGAUCCCAGUUCUUCCCAGGGCCAGUCGGAGGGCUGUGGAGCAUCAGGCCUCAGAAUGGCUGGUCUUUCAUCAGGAUUCCAGGCAAGGAGAGCCUCAUCACUGACAGUGGAAAGCUGUAUGCCCUUGAUGUCCUGCUGACUCGGCUCAAGUCUCAAGGGCAUAGGGUUCUUAUCUACUCCCAGAUGACCAGGAUGAUAGACCUGCUGGAGGAAUAUAUGGUUUAUAGGAAGCACACCUACAUGAGGCUUGACGGCUCAUCCAAGAUCUCAGAGAGGCGGGACAUGGUUGCUGAUUUUCAGAACAGGAAUGACAUCUUUGUGUUCCUAUUAAGCACACGAGCUGGAGGACUGGGUAUCAAUCUCACUGCUGCAGAUACAGUGAUUUUCUAUGAUAGCGACUGGAAUCCCACUGUGGACCAGCAGGCCAUGGACAGGGCCCACCGUUUGGGGCAGACAAAGCAGGUUACCGUGUACCGGCUCAUCUGUAAAGGCACCAUUGAAGAACGUAUUCUGCAGAGAGCCAAGGAGAAGAGUGAGAUUCAGCGGAUGGUGAUUUCAGGUGGGAACUUCAAACCAGAUACCUUGAAACCCAAAGAGGUGGUUAGUCUUCUUUUAGACGAUGAAGAGUUGGAGAAGAAACUGAGACUGCGACAGGAAGAGAAACGGCAGCAGGAGGAAAGCAACCGAGUGAAAGAGCGCAAGCGUAAGAGGGAAAAGUAUGCAGAGAAGAAGAAAAAGGAAGAUGAAUUGGAUGGGAAAAGGAGAAAAGAAGGUGUCAACCUGGUGAUCCCAUUUGUUCCCUCAGCUGAUAACUCCAACCUCUCUGCUGACGGGGAUGACUCCUUCAUUAGCGUGGACUCGGCUAUGCCUAGCCCUUUCAGUGAGAUCUCCAUUAGCAGUGAGCUGCACACUGGCUCCAUUCCCCCUGACGAGAGCAGCAGUGACAUGCUGGUCAUUGUGGAUGACCCAGCCUCCUCAGCCCCUCAGUCUCGAGCCACCAACUCUCCUGCAUCCAUAACAGGCUCUGUCUCAGACACCGUCAACGGAAUUUCCAUUCAGGAAAUGCCAGCUGCAGGACGUGGUCACUCAGCCCGAAGCCGAGGCCGCCCCAAAGGUUCAGGAAGCACAGCCAAAGGAGCAGGGAAGGGCCGAAGCCGGAAGUCCACGGCGGGCAGUGCCGCCGCAAUGGCAGGAGCCAAAGCAGGGGCUGCGGCGGCCUCUGCAGCUGCCUAUGCUGCGUACGGGUACAACGUGUCUAAAGGAAUCUCCGCCAGCAGUCCUCUGCAGACAUCCCUUGUUCGGCCUGCUGGCCUUGCUGACUUUGGACCUUCAAGCGCCUCUUCUCCUUUGAAUUCCCCUUUGAGCAAAGGAAAUAAUGUUCCUGGGACCCCCAAGAACCUCCACAUGACCAGCAGCCUAGCCUCAGACUCCCUGGUCCGGAAACAGGGCAAAGGCACCAAUCCGUCUGGAGGACGGUAACCAUCUGGACCCUCCAACUUCCUUCAACCAAACCAAGGUCUAGAGUCUUGGCCUGCAAAUCGCCUUUGGAUGGCUUGCCCAGUGCAGCAUCUUAACAUCCUGAGUCAGAGGGCAGAGAUGUCCAGUGUGGCAAGGGAAGAAUGGGCAGGUGGUUUGUGUGAGCACUUUCAUCACCUGUGUCUCAAAAGGAAUAUCUGAGGUACCCAUAGGAGGAAAGGCCCAGGACAGGGAUCAGCCCCACAGCAUCUCUGAUGAACUGUAUAGCCAAGUCUUAAACCUCUUACCAGGGAAGGGCCUGACAUGAUAGCCCCCUUUAGAUGCUCAGGCACACUGUCUCCAUCCUCAUUCCACUCUUUGGCUCUGACCACGUCCCUUGCAAAGGCUCUGCAGGUGCUGUGAAGAGCCUUCCAUGGUGGAGACUUCUCUUGAGAUUGUGAUGAUUUCCUGUAAGGUUAGGAAGGGAGGAGAUCGUGUACCUUGGUGUCCACACCCUUUGGGCAGCUCCCCAGGUCUCUAAACACUAUUUGCCAGAGUGUCAUCAUUGAAGAGAACAGUGACUGCAAGAGAAGGUAGUGGCUGAUAAGGAUGACAGAGGCUAGAGGAAGCGCACCCACGGGCGGUUGUGUUCCCAGCAUUGCCUCCCCUGCCCUGCAUGGUUCACACCAGAGAACCUUCAGGUCCUACCAGCAACAGUAGCAGCAGCUCCCACCUAAGGGACUCCCAGAAGCCAGUAAAGAGACCAGGAGCCACCUCAAUCAGCAGGACAUCCUCACUGCCCCUCUUGUAGACUCCCCUUUGUCCAUCCUGAAUGCACAGUUUCCCGGCCCCUGCCCUUCAGCCCCCUGCUUGGCUGUAUGCACUGUCUGUAUUGCACUGAGAAAGGAAGGGACAGCAGGAGUGAGGUAGAGAGGGUGGAGAGAGAGGGCAAGCUGGGCACCAGCCCUCCCAGCCCCAGCCCCACGGGCCUGAGCUUGCACCCUCCAGCACAGGCAAAGGGGCAGUGUUUGCAUGGGAGGUGUUUCUCCCGGCCUGCCUGAUGUCCCUGGUGGAGCAGGUGCUUCCGGGCGGGCCAGCCUCUAAUUUGCACACCUGAAAAUCGCGGAAUUGAAUUUAGAUAGAUUGAUUUUUAAAACUUUUUUUGGAGGCGGGGUUGUAGGGGAAUCAUUUAAUUUAAAUCAUUAAGAUUCCCCUGCCCAAACCCAGACUCCUGUGUACAGAUGCUAUUUAGAGGGAAUCAGAAAAAUGCCAAGCCUUUUUUCUCUUUGAAUGUGCUGUCUAUUUUUAUAACUGAACUUGUACAUAUGUAUAAAGAGAGACACAUCUUUCUUUUACUAACUGGAUAAAAAAAAUCUUAAAUAAAAUGGAGUGAGAUAAUUUUAUGUAAA
Molecule: messenger RNA, 6334 nt
Organism: Propithecus coquereli (Coquerel's sifaka)
Lineage: Eukaryota; Metazoa; Chordata; Mammalia; Primates; Indriidae
Gene: INO80
Product: INO80 complex subunit
Exons: 35
Coding region: 318-4949 (1543 amino acids)
Biological process (GO): DNA repair
Cellular component (GO): Ino80 complex
Molecular function (GO): ATP binding; ATP hydrolysis activity; histone binding
Source: RefSeq, a predicted model, not a curated record